AUGGUUUCCUUCACCAAGCUGUUCACUGCCGGCCUUGUCGCCACUUCGGCCAUCGCCGCCCCCGUCGAGGUCAAGCGCACCAGCUCCAGCAAGCGUGGUGCCGCCUACAACGACGUUAGCACCGUCUCCACUCUGAGCAACAGCGGUGUCAUCUCAUGGGCCUACAACUGGGCCGGCUCUUUGUCCGGAAGCAUGCCCUCCAACGUCGAGUUCAUCCCCAUGCUUUGGGGAGCCAAGGACUUCGGCGGCUGGAUCACCACCGUUGAGACCAUUCUCAACCAGGGCAGCAACUACAUCCUCGGUUUCAACGAGCCCGACAUGUCCUCCCAGGCCAACAUGAGCCCCUCCGAUGCUGCUGGCUACUACAAGCAGUACAUCACCCCCUUCUCCGGCAAGGCCAAGCUCAUCUCUCCCGCCGUGACCUCCUCCACUACCGACGGUCUCGGCCUGAGCUGGUUCGAGUCUUUCAUCGGUGGCUGCUCCGACUGCAAGAUCUCCGGUCUUGCUGUUCACUGGUACGGAAACACCGCCGACGAGUUCAAGUCCUUCGUCACUCAGGCUGUCGACACUGCUAGCAAGCACAGCCUCGAGGAGGUUUGGAUCACUGAGUUCGCUCUUAGCGCCGAUGCUAACGGCUCUUCUGAUCUCGCUACCACUACUGCUUUCCUCAACGAGGUCAUUCCUUGGUUGGACUCUCAGUCCGGUGUCACUCGCUACUCUUACUUCAUGUGUGCUGAGAAGUACCUUCUCACUGACAGCGCUCUGAACGAGGCUGGCACUGCUUACACUUCUUAA
Penicillium brevicompactum is the source of this 795-nucleotide messenger RNA. Its product is annotated as glycoside hydrolase family 128 protein. The transcript has a single exon. Gene Ontology annotation, cellular component: fungal-type cell wall. Lineage: Eukaryota; Fungi; Ascomycota; Eurotiomycetes; Eurotiales; Aspergillaceae. The coding region runs from base 1 to 795 and encodes 264 amino acids. Gene Ontology annotation, biological process: fungal-type cell wall polysaccharide metabolic process. The record is from RefSeq and is a predicted model, not a curated record.